AAUGGGUAGUGGAUGAUCGCGGGGUGGCGGAGACCAAGAAGGAAUGGAAGAUCGAUUGCUGGAAUGUCCGUUAUCAGAUACGACUGAAGCGCUCUUGAGAUCCCGAAAUAAGAUCAAAUCAAUAGAGACGUUUCCUGUCGAUAGGUUUGGUGUAUUUCUUCCGGAGUAAUUCGUGCACAGCAGAAAGGAAGAAAGCAGUUGGUCGGAUGGCGAAUAGGAUAUUCGGGAAGGAUGAACUGCACGACUCAAGGGGGAGCCAGAGCCAACGAGUUUGCAGCAGCACCGCGAUGUACAGAGAAGGUCCGGGCGGACAACCAGGACGCGCCACAGAAGAGAAUAGAAUUAAAAGGCCUUUCAAGGUAUGAAGGCAAGGAAGGAAGGAAAGGAAAGGAAGGGGAUCCAGGAUUCUCCGAUCGAGGAUGUAAGAAUCAGAGUACGAGAAAGGAACGGCAAAUAACCCCCAAGGAGGAAUGGAGGAGGGAAGAAAGAGGGGAAAGAGGAGAGAGGAAGAAGCAGACGAGGAGGCCCGGGGAGGAAGGAAAGAAAAGGGCAGACGACGGACGGGACCGAAGGAAGGAAGCAAAGGAAAAGAGGCAACACCAACAGAGUCGAGUCACCGUGGACUAAUCAACCAGGAACGUUAUUGGGGAGGGGGAUGAUCUCUCUUUGCUCUCUUUCUCUCUUUUUUUCCCGUCUUCUUUUUGCUCUACUCCAUAAAUCGUACCGUAUUAUCCUCCUCUCUGGUGUCUCCCUCAGCGCUUCUAAUCUCCACUUUAUCUCGCAGAACAA
Aspergillus uvarum CBS 121591 is the source of this 789-nucleotide messenger RNA. RefSeq lists its product as uncharacterized. Bases 232 to 627 code for a protein of 131 amino acids. The transcript has a single exon. NCBI's taxonomy places the organism in Eukaryota, Fungi, Ascomycota, Eurotiomycetes, Eurotiales, Aspergillaceae. The record is from RefSeq and is a predicted model, not a curated record.